UUAUUAUAAUUGAAUUGUACCUAUAUUUAUUAGAUUCGUCCCAGAAUAAUUUGAGACAAACCUCUACUACAACUGUUGGCAACAAUGAAGUGGACGAUUUACUACUUGUAUUAGAGGAAACUAAUAGUCCAAAUAUGUUUGAAGAUAGUGAGCUCAUCAACCAAACAUCACUCAAUGUUGUCACUGUUGAGCAAUUAGAGGUAACACCCAGUACCAGUAGCAAACCACCAAACUGGGAAAAUUGGACUCAAGCUUCAUUACGCCAGCCAGUUUCUGAUGAAUUAGUUACUGGGAAAAGAAAGCCAAUGUCGGGGGGUGUAAAUAUGAACAAAAGACAGAGAAAAUUACAUAAUGAUGUUGAUAGUAAAAAGAAAGAUGUCUAUGACAAGCAGUUACAAUUAAUCGAGGUGGAGAAAGAGAGAGGGUGUAUACGCUUUGAGUGGGAAAAAUUGGAACAUGAACUAAAGGUUGAGGCAUUAAGAUUAGAUAUUGAAAUUAAAAAAAAAAACUCUUUCAAAUUUAAGUUAAGUUAUAAGUUUUUAAUCUUAUGCAUUUUUUUUAAUAGGCACCUAUACCAUAAUUUAUAUAUUUUUCAUAUUCUUAAAAAAUAUUUCUAUUUAUAGAUACUUUUUUCUUAGACUUUAGGCAUCAUGUUAGUAUCAACUAUUAAUUAUGUUACAUUAUGAUAAACGUAUACAGUGAUAAGAAAGAACACGUUGAUUGUGUGUCAUUCUCUGAUCAUCUAUACAUUAUAAUCUAAAACAGAAAAAAGAAUGAUUUAUGUUAACAUAAUCUUAUUAAACGGUGUUCAUAUUAAUUCA
Messenger RNA from Myzus persicae (green peach aphid), 821 nucleotides. RefSeq lists its product as uncharacterized. The record is from RefSeq and is a predicted model, not a curated record. Bases 135 to 623 code for a protein of 162 amino acids. NCBI's taxonomy places the organism in Eukaryota, Metazoa, Arthropoda, Insecta, Hemiptera, Aphididae. The transcript has 2 exons.